Tigriopus californicus is the source of this 683-nucleotide messenger RNA. Its product is annotated as peptidyl-prolyl cis-trans isomerase FKBP2-like. The record is from RefSeq and is a predicted model, not a curated record. NCBI's taxonomy places the organism in Eukaryota, Metazoa, Arthropoda, Copepoda, Harpacticoida, Harpacticidae. Gene Ontology annotation, biological process: protein peptidyl-prolyl isomerization. Bases 137 to 625 code for a protein of 162 amino acids. Gene Ontology annotation, molecular function: peptidyl-prolyl cis-trans isomerase activity. The transcript has 4 exons.
UCUUGAUCUCACAGUUUUGGUAUGCGUGAGAAAAACAAGGACAUAACGGAAAGGAAAUAAACUAGGAAUAUCUGUUACCGCUUGAGAAAUGGUUUGAAUGCGGACCCAUCCAGACUAGAACCCAGUUCCCACUUCCAUGAUAUUUCGAGAAUACGUACAGAGUGUGGGUAGAUAUUUUGUAAAAAGGAAAGCCAACAUGCGGACUUCAUUUUUUUGCAUCUUGGUCCUCGGCAUUUGCGGUUUGAGUCUCAUGGAAUUCGCUCAAGGCACUGAUACUUCGAAGAAGCUCCAAAUCGGAGUGAAGAAACGCGUCGAGAAUUGCCAAAAGAGAUCGAAGAAAGGCGAUAUCCUGAAAAUGCACUACACUGGAUCCUUAGAAGAUGGCACCGAGUUCGAUUCCAGCAUUCCACGUGGCGAACCUCUGUCUUUCACGCUGGGAUCUGGACAGGUGAUCAAAGGAUGGGACCAAGGACUCAUGGGCAUGUGUGAGGGAGAGAAGCGAAAGCUAGUGAUCCCAUCCGAUUUAGGUUACGGCGCGUCAGGCUCUCCUCCUAAAAUUCCCGGGGGCGCCACUUUGAUCUUUGAAGUGGAAUUAGUUGGCAUUGAGCGAAAAGGCGAAUUGUAACCAACCAUCCACUUUGGCUGGAUAAAAAUCACAUUCAAUAAAAGCCAAAACAGUCGAA